This is a messenger RNA of Vicia villosa (hairy vetch), 1425 nucleotides long. RefSeq lists its product as uncharacterized. The coding region runs from base 1 to 1425 and encodes 474 amino acids. NCBI's taxonomy places the organism in Eukaryota, Viridiplantae, Streptophyta, Magnoliopsida, Fabales, Fabaceae. Gene Ontology annotation, cellular component: nucleus. The record is from RefSeq and is a predicted model, not a curated record. The transcript has a single exon.
AUGACUCCACCAAAUUUACCCACCGGAAAACCAUAUUCGUUUCUAAUGAACAAAGAACGUCCAUCGUCACGUCAAAACCCUCUCAAAGUCAACAAAGAAUCCCACAAGAUCACCAAGAAUAAUCCGCCAUUGCCAAAACCUCAGAAUUCCAUCCAGCAGAUAGAGGAGCCUCGAAUUAUCUAUACGGUGCCACAACGAGUCAUCCACGUCGCUCCCCAUGACUUCAAAGACGUCAUCCAGCGCCUCACCGGUACCGAUCAACCCACCAGAGUCACUGAAGUUAUUUCGCCGGCAGCGAGGCUUGCUUCGAAUGAAAGAACGAGUCCGGAGAAGAAAGAAAGGUCUUCUUGGAGUAACGGAGACGAUGACAUGAUGCGGAUGUUGGAUAAUGGCGUGCAAACGAGUCAGUUUCCAGGUAUCUUAUUGCCAGAACCGGCGGUUCUGCCGCCGUUGCUUUAUGAGAAUUUUGUGCCACCGGUAUUACCGCAAAUGCAGUAUAACAAUUUUUUGCCACCGGUAUUGCCGCAAAAACAGUAUAACCGUUAUUUACCACCGACGUUGCCGCAAAUACAGCGUAACAACUUUUUGCCGGCGACGUUGCCACCAUUUUCUCAGGCGAAUUUGCCCCCGAUACCUUCAGAUACUUUCUUGAAGAACACUUGGCAGCGGAAACCGUCGGAUAUUCUCUCGCCGGUGACUUUGCCACAAUCAGAUAUUUUCUUGCCUGACAGAGGAUUACCGUCGGAUAUUUUCUCGCCGGUGACAUUGCCACCCACACAGUCAGGUAAUUUCUUGCCAAACAAUUGGAAGCCCUCGGAUAUUUUAUUGUCAGAUACUUAUCUACAUCCAGAUGUUUUCUCUCCGUCGAGAAUGCUAUCGACACAGUCGGAUAAUUUGUUGCCGGACAAUUGGUCACCAUCGCAUAUUUUACGGCAAUCGUCGGAUAUUUUCCCGCCGGUGACAUUACCACCGAAACAGUCAGACAUUCGCUCAGCAGAUAAGUGGUCACCGUCGAAAAUUUUAUCACAGGACCCUUGGUCCCCGUCAGAUAUUUUAUCGGCAGACACUAGGCAACAGUCUGAUGUUCUCUCGCCGGCAACAUUACCAUCGGCACAAUCAGAUACUUUCUCGACAGAUCCUUGGAAGCAGAUAGAGUCAGAUAUUUUCCGGCCGCUAGAAGUGCCACCAACACCAUCAGACACUGGGCUAUCGUCGGAUACAUUCUCACCGGAGACAAUAUUACAACGGAAACGGAAUGAAGUAUUUUCACCGGUUUUAGGCCCGCAGUCGCAGACGGUGUUGUCUUAUCCUCACGUUUGGCGUAAGAAGAACAACGUCUUUGAAGAACCGCCGGAAAUUAUCCCCGCUGACGUUGUUCCGCCACAGAGGCCAUCGAACCAGUUCAAUUCUUACAAUUACAACUAA